GGUGUUGCUCUGAUUUUUUCCGGUUCCGGGUCACGAUCUUCACGCCGUUCCCUGCUGCCAUGCUGAGGCUCUCGUUCCUGUCCCGGCUCGUGUCGGUCUCCUCCCGCCUGGGCCCUCAGGCCACCUUGACACCGCCGAUCGCCUCCGUCCUGCGGACCGGGCCCCCUGGGAUCCGCGGCCUCGCUCGCUCCAUGUGGUUGCUUUCCAGCUCGGCCUCGGGCCGCAGGCCGCUCCGUUCCAGCCACCUUCUCAACGGCGUGUCCUGCGGCUGCGGGGCCCUGCACACGGAGGGUGACAAAGCAUUCGCUCAAUUUCUCACUGAUGAAAUCAAGGAGGAGAAGAAAAUCCAGAAGAGUUCAACACUGCCGAAGGUGUCAGGAGGCUGGGAAAUUGGGCUGAAUGGGACUGAGGCGAAACUUGUAAGGAAAGUUGAUGGUGAAAAAGUUACAGUCUCCUUUAAUAUCAAUAACAGCAUUCCGCCAACAAUGGAGGAGGAACCACAGGAAGGACAGAAGGGUUCAGAGAAUGAGCCUGAAAUCAUCUCGACCCCAAACUUUGUUGUGGAAGUGACCAAGCUGUCGAAUAACCAGAGCCUGGUUUUUGACUGCCACUAUCCUGAAGAUGAGAUUGGGCGUGGUGAUGAGGAUGACAGUGACAUCUUUGCCAUCAGAGAGGUCAGCUUUCAGCCCACGGGAGAAGACAGUUGGAAAGAAACCAGCUAUACCCUUAAUACAGACUCCCUUGACUGGGCCCUCUAUGAUCAUCUGAUGGACUUCCUGGCGGACCGUGGGGUUGAUAACACUUUUGCUGAUGAACUUGUUGAGCUGAGCACAGCUUUAGAACACCAGGAGUAUAUCAAGUUUCUGGACAAUUUGAAUAGUUUUAUAAAGUGUUAAUCAUUGAUGUAUACAAUUAACAUUUGUCUCUCUGCCUCCUGGGAAAGAUCAUCCUGCAAUGAUGAUGCUUGUUAAAUGGCAGAAUGAUCCUUGGCUUUAAAUUAUUUCACAAUAGAUUUUGUACAAAGAUAUUCUUUGGUACUGAAUGGCUCUGUGUAAUUGGCAUCCAUCUCUAUAUAAUGUACAGAGCAGCUUGGGAUGCUGAAAUACCCAAAAUGAUGCCUCCUGAAUUGUACUCUAAUUAUGGAAGUGUGUGUGUGUGUAUGUGAGCACAUUAACCAGAUUACUUUCUCCUCACAAUGUCAUUGGCCUCAGAUGUUCCCGUAAAAAUGAAGUAUUGAUUAAACAUGAUGUCAAACUUUGGUUCUCCUGAUUUCUUGGGUUGGGAUUGUGUAGGGUGUGCAAUUCAAGUGACCCAGGAAGAUGGCACAGUGGUUAUGUUGCUGGAGUAGUAAUCCAGAGGGCCAUCUCUGUAUCCUUCAGGCAGCAGAUUCAAAUGGAAUUUAAAUUCAGUUAAUAAAUCCAGAGUUGAAAGUGAGUCUCUGAUAGGUGACCAUCGUUGAAUGUUGUAAAAGUCAGUCUGGUCCACUAAUGUCCUUUCUGCAGAAGGAAAUCUGAUGUCCUUACCUGGUUUGGCCUUACACGUGAUUCCAGAUCCACAGCAAUGUUCUUGACUCAUAACUGCUUCUGAAGUAGCCCAGCAAGGCACUGAGUUCUGAUGAAAUGCUGACCCUACCAGUAAUGCCUAAUCUUAUGGGGGGAGGAAAGAAAGGAAAAAGAGUAAGGAACUUUCUAGCAUUCAUAUAAUUCCUAGAAAUGGCAGCUAUAGAACAAUAACUCAUUUCGAGCGUGGAGUUGGAGGAACACAGCAGGCCGGGCAUUUCUGAACAUGGGUCCCGAAUUGAAAUGUCAACUUUCCUGCUCCUCUGAUGCUGCCUGGCCUGCAGUGUUCUUCCAGCUCCACACUGUGUUAUCUUAUUUCAAGCAUUUUUUUUUGCAUCUUUAAGUUCAGGUAUGAAUUUUAUUUCAUCUGUAAAUUCUUUGAAGUGGAAUUUUAUGUUUUUGAAGAUUAAAGGAUGCAGGGAGUGAGCAGGAAUGUAGAAUUACAGAAAGAUAGACGAUUUACGUUUGUAUAUCAUCUUUGUAACCUCCGGAUGCUCCAAAUACUUUACAGCCAGUUACAUUUUGUAAUAAUUGUUCUGUGCAACAGUGCACCCUGUUUGUGCAUGGAAAAAUAUCUUCUCAUGUGACAGAAUACUCCUGACUUGCCUGUGUGAGUGCAGCACCAGCAGCACUUGAGAUGAUCAACACCAUCUAGAAUAACUUACUUGCUGAAUUGAUACCCUAUCUAUUUCCUUCACUGAUGCCAUCUAUGAGAUGCACUGCAGUAGCUCACCAAUUUUUCUCUGACCACUAUUCCCUGAAAGCUCAAGGCUAGCAGAUAUUUGGGAACACUACCACGAGUAAGAUCCCUGCCAAGAGCGUCACCAUCCUGACUGGGAAAUGGUGUUCCUUUCCUGGUGCAAGAUUAAAUCCUGGCACUCCCUAACAGUACUGUAGUGUAGCUACAGACCAAUAAUUCCAGCACAAAGGGAAGCAGUUGUAAUGUUGUUGGACUAGUAAUCCAGAGCCCCAGGUUAAUGCAGUAGGGGCAUAGGUUCAAAUUACACUGUGGCAUACAGUUAAAUUUGAAUUCAACGCAAAUCUGAAAUGAAACACUAGUUAAUAUGACAACCAGGUAAUUACUGUUGUUUGUUGUUAAUAGGAUUUAAGAACAGCUGCUUCCCUGCUGUUAUCAGACUUAUGAAUGGACCAGUCCUACGUUACAGAUGAUCUUUCCCUGUAGUUGUAAUAUCAUAUUCUGAAUUCUGUUCUAAUUACCUUGAUGUACGUAUGUAAGGUAUUAUUUCUCUGGUCACCAUGUGCACAAUGCUUCUCAGUGUAUCUCAGUGCAUGUGACAAUAAUAAAAUCAAAUCAAAAACCUCA
This is a messenger RNA of Stegostoma tigrinum, 2883 nucleotides long. It is a transcript of the gene c1qbp, whose product is annotated as complement component 1, q subcomponent binding protein. NCBI's taxonomy places the organism in Eukaryota, Metazoa, Chordata, Chondrichthyes, Orectolobiformes, Stegostomatidae. The transcript has 6 exons. Gene Ontology annotation, cellular component: mitochondrial matrix. The coding region runs from base 60 to 896 and encodes 278 amino acids. The record is from RefSeq and is a predicted model, not a curated record. Gene Ontology annotation, biological process: cytosolic ribosome assembly.